Messenger RNA from Hirsutella rhossiliensis, 1020 nucleotides. RefSeq lists its product as uncharacterized. The transcript is spliced from 4 exons. The record is from RefSeq and is a predicted model, not a curated record. NCBI's taxonomy places the organism in Eukaryota, Fungi, Ascomycota, Sordariomycetes, Hypocreales, Ophiocordycipitaceae. The coding region runs from base 1 to 1020 and encodes 339 amino acids.
AUGGACAACUUCGCUCAGGCGGAUGCGGCCGACUACGCAAGUGACACUGCCGCCUCACUCUGCUGCUGCCGGGCCGGCGAGGAAGCCGCCAUGACUGUAGUAGACCCCCGCCUUCUCGACGACGGCCGCCUCGGUGCGAUGGUGGGCUAUGUGGCCUACGUAAAAAUCAUCUCUCGGCUGCCCUCGCCUGGGCAUUUAUGGUACCAGCAGAUCUUUCCACGACUACCUCGACGAUGUCCCGCCGAGAGCCGGUUAGAGUUUCCCCUAACGAGGCUACGAAUGCAGGAGCAGGCGGACGAGCGCGAAGAGACGCCGCCGACGCUGCCACUCGUCAUUCCCGAGGGAAUGUUCUCCAUUAACCCCAACGACAUCAACAACCCGGUCAAGAUACGGCUCUCUAUCCAUAGGCUCCACGACUAUUACGCGGCGAAGGACCUAUUAGCGGAUCUCCGAGGGAAAUACGACAGGAUUGCCCUCAAUAUCAUAGACCCGUCGAUCUUCGGAAAGGUAAGCCACUAUUAUGCAACGGUGGAGACGAACGAUCGUGGCAGCCUGCACCUGCACGGACUCCUGUGGUUGCACGGCAACAUAGAGCUGCCGUCGCUCAUCGACGACAUCGCCGACCCUCGAGAGCACGAGUACCGUGCCCGAGUGGUGCGCUACGUGGACUCGGUCUUCCAUGAGUGCUUGGAUGAGGACGCCGGAAAGGCCGUUCGCCAGCAGCGGAAGCCGAUCCACCCCCUACCCGACGUGAAAGACCUGCGACCAACUCGCCAUUUCCUCAAAGCUAUGAACGCAAUCGACUCGACCUUCUCCAAAGUCUGGAUCAAUCAGAUAGAAGCAAAUGCCCUGUCCAAUCCGGACGACGAGUGGCAAAAGACUUUCCCUGACGGAAUCAAGAUCAGUGAGAUCUUCGAACGAUCGUAUCGAUCAACCACCAGCAACUCCAACACCAAAGGUGCAUUUUCCACCUUCAGGGUGGCAAACCACUCAAUCAACUCAACCAAAGAGUCAAAUUGA